Molecule: messenger RNA, 7809 nt
Organism: Rhagoletis pomonella (apple maggot)
Lineage: Eukaryota; Metazoa; Arthropoda; Insecta; Diptera; Tephritidae
Biological process (GO): autophagy; response to starvation
Cellular component (GO): cytoplasm
Molecular function (GO): protein binding
Source: RefSeq, a predicted model, not a curated record
UAUGCACUUGUAUUUACUUGUAUCGUUACAUCCCAAUGCGCAGAUUAAAUGAAUUGAAAAUAGUAACAAUAGUAAAGUCGGUUCAGUGAUUAAAUAUAAAAUAUUGCAUAUUAGCAAUAAAAUAAAAUCGGAUUUCUCUGAAGCUGAGUAAAAGCCAGUAUUUGCGAAAUUUCAAGAGCUUCAAAGGUGACUUCUCAUACCAUUGCAGGAACUAAUUGUCAAGAAUUGAAUAGAAAUUAUAAUCGCGCAUUAUCAAAUAAUUAAACUAAACAACAUUGGUUGCUAGAUGCUUGGUUUAUUGUGCAUAUUUCUUGAAAACUUUUACCAAACUGCGUCAUAACUUAAAGCGCGAUUUUGCACACACAAUUGUUAUAUAUACAUACAUACAUCCGUGCAAUACGAUAAUCGAAUACAUAUAGAUCUAUAAAGCUUCGGAUUAAAAAGUUGCUGAAGUCGAUAUCGAAUUACAAAUUGCUCUUGGAUAUUCAGCUCUCUAGGAGUUCUGUGCUACUUUGCGCACAACUUCGGCAGAGAGUUAUUGGAAUAAGAUGUCUGCGGACUCACCUCGACGCCAGUCCCAUGGCAUAGCUGUGCCUGCAAUUGUUCCGCCCCAGGUUGUGAGUGAUCGAUCGAUUCUGGACUCCGCCAUUGGCUUUAUUAGCGAUGUAACGUUGGUGACGCAUCAGUCGCACACUGAGCCCAAAGACACAAUAAUAUGGGCAAGGUUUGAGACAACUGCUGAUAUAAGUGAUCCAUGCUUUGGCGCUGAUUGGGAAAUGGAAGGGCAUGUGGCUCCGCCAUUGCUAUUAGUACUCGGUUAUGGACUUGGUGUACAAGUGUGGGCAAUACCGGCAAACGGCGAGGCUAUUGAAGUACUCUCGUGGCGUCAUGGUGUUGUCUCGACGUUGCGUGUCCUGCCGACACCUGGUCCUACGCGAUUUACGGAUGAGCAUGGACGUGCUGAUGAAACGAUGGACGCUUUUGCCGAAAAACGGCCUUUGAUUGCAUUAGUGGACAGCGGUACGGCUUCCACGCAGCCACAGUUUUGUACCCUAAAUUUUGUAUCUCUUAAGACUGGAAAGCAAGUGAAGACGAUUAAAUUCAAAAAUCCAAUUCUUGAUGUACUCGCAAAUCGUUCGUCUUUGGUGGCUGUAUUUCAUGAACGUCUAGCUGUUUUUGAUGCCGGUACACUGGAAGAUCGACUUUCUAUAACUACUUGCUAUCCGAGUCCUGGCAUUAAUCCGAACCCUGUGGCUCUGGGACAACGUUGGCUAGCCUAUGCUGAGCAAAAGUUAAUUCCGUCAAAACGCAGUGGUGGCGGCUGGGAUGGCGAGGGCAUAGCCAGCUAUACAGCAACUGUACUAAAUGCCGCAAAGUCGUUUGGUAAAGGAUUGCGAGAGCUUGGUGAGCAAGUGGCAGCAGGUUUGACGGGAACAUCUGGCAGUGGCAGCUUAUCAAAAAAUAGUAGUUUCGAUUCCAGCACUGGCGUCGAAGCCAAACAACCGGGCAUUGUUACUAUAAUGGAUAUGGAGCAAAUCAAUAAAGACUACAGUCCCAACUCAACAACAUCCAGCACUGGCGUUAUCGACAAUGAAUCCAUUGUAGCUCAUUUUAUCGCCCACUCAGAAGCUGUUGUGGCUAUGGAGUUCGACAACUCAGGCAUGUUGUUGUUAACUGCAGACAGGCGCGGUCAUGAUUUCCAUGUUUUCCGUAUACAACCACAUCCAGUAAGCGCUAGUUUGUCAGCGGUACAUCAUCUGUAUGUAUUACAUAGGGGCGACACCAGUGCAAAGGUUCAAAAUAUAGCAUUUUCUCUGGACUCAAGAUGGGUAGCGGUUUCAACUUUGCGUGGAACUACUCACGUCUUCCCAAUAACACCGUACGGUGGUCCAAUGGGUGUGCGGACACAUACUUCGUUACAUGUUGUUAAUAAACUGUCCCGGUUUCAUCGUUCUGCGGGCUUGUCAGCAGAUGGACGAUCAAAUUCUCCAAUUUCUCAUUCGGAAAGUACGACUUUUAUGCAAUCACUGCAACCGUACCACAAUACGACACUCCCACCAUUUCCACGUCCUACAAUUGUUUUGGCUUUGGCUCAGCUACGACAGCCAUUUGCGCUCGGUUCUCCUCCUGGAUCUGCCGGGCUUGCUAUGCACGGUAAAAUCGGUGUGACUACUGGUGGUACAUCUAGCGCCUCACAGCGACAAAGACACUCUUCGUUGUCAGAUGACAAUGGAAAACCUUUGAGUGUAUGUGCUAUUUUUGCAAAAUCUCGUUCUUGGUUACUUGAACCACCAAAUGUCACUCGGGAAGCAUCACAUCGGAUUCAGCGCAAGGCAGUUGAUUCGCUUUUCGUCAUGGCUGGCCAUGGUGCUCUAAUUCAAUACGAUUUGGAUACGAAACUUGCAUCAAAUAUAGCCAAAGAAAAAAUUUGUGAUGACACUCCAAUUGAAUUGGAAGUGGAAGCUAAAGCGCAAUGGAAUCUUGGUAGACGAAGGGAUGGAUCUCAUGAAUUGAUGCCACCAUUAACAAAUGAUAAUUGGUUAAUGAAGGAUCGAUAUUCCUGUUUAAUGUUGGAUAGUAUACAUAAUUUUGAUGACGUGGAGGAAAAAACUGAGAGUUGGGUAUCACAAGUAGAAAUAAUAACACACGCCGGACCACAUCGUCGCCUUUGGAUGGGGCCACAAUGCGUGUUCAAAACCUACAACACACCCAGCGGGUCUAAUUUGAAUCAUGUCGAUGUCGAGGCCGUGGAAAUUGGGGUAACCAAGCCUACGCCUACAGCUGCAGCUAUGCGAUCGCACCCAUUAAGUAUGCCAGCCACUGCUACAGCGCGCUGCUCCUUGCCGGUCCUCAUCGAAUCGGGUUCUUACAGUAGUAUAGAGCAAAGUCCUAAGCUUAUGGAUCGUUUUCAUCACGAUCACUUGGAUUCUGAUUUUGCCGUAUCGCAUGGGGAUUCUAGACUGAAGGAGGAUUUGGCCGAUGCUAUGCGUGAAUCACCCUCUGUAUCUGAGGUUCACAAAAUUACUGGUCGAUUAGCCUCUGAGGUCGCUCCGUCUGAUAGUGUUUCCUUCUAUGAUGCCCGUGCAGAUCCCGAUAUUGGUGAUGAUGAUUCAGAUUUCAGCCCGAAAGCGAUGUGUUUAUAUUCCUCUUCUUCUCCCGCCAUGACAUCAGAAUCACUUGCUACAAAAAGUCUUUGGGACUUAGUUCCUGAUGUCGAUUCCGACAAAACUAAGACGACUCGGUUGUUUUCAAAUCCAUUAAAGAAGCAAACAGAAAUUCCAAAAAUUUCCACAGCUUCUGUAGAAAAAGUGGUUAAUCCUCUGGGAACUGUAACAACUGUGAUUUCAGGUAUUUCGACUGAGGUUAAAAAGGACAUUCUUGAUGAAGUGGUGUCACAAUUAGCUGCCGAAGAAUGCAUUAUACAUGAGAACUGUGAUGAGUCUUUGUUUCGCCCCGUGGUGGCCAUAUUUUGCGAUGACAAGGAUCGAAAGGCAGAAGAAGAGGCUGCGCGAGAGAAUAAAGAAUUUUGCAAACCACCAGAGUUAAUCAGAAAUAAACUUGUUGUCCCAGUUAUAGCAAAAGAAGUUGAUGCAGAACUUAGUAAAAGGGAAAAAAUUGAAAAGAGUGCGAAGAUUAAGACGCAAAAUUUAAAGAAAGCAAAAGACCUUUCGAUGGAAAAUAAGAAAUCAAUCGGCAGCGAUUUAGCCAACGAAAGUGAUAAAAAACAAAAACAGCAAAAAGAAAACUUCGACUACAAACAAACGCCGACAGCAUCGCCAAAUACCAAAUAUAACUGUAUGGAAGGUAAAAACGAGAAAAUGAAUCAAGAUAAUGAUAAUGUUGAAUGCAAUCGUGCAGACAAUGUAAAUAAUAAUAAAGUCAAUGAUUAUGAAACAAAAAAAGGCGUCACACGUAUGUCAUCAUUGGAAGAAGAAGUAAUAGAAUUCAAGAGAAUGACACCUUUAUCUGUAGUAAAGAAUCGAAGGCAACCAACUUUAUCAGAUGUUAAAGGUCUAAGGAAAGAGCAAUCAAUAGAAGAGUCUCAUAAAAACCCGUGCAAGGAUUUAAAAUCGAAUGAAGCUAAAAAAAAACGGAUAAAAAAGGGAAUGAAUCCAAAAAGCUUGAAACAGAAAAGUUUAAACAGACAGAAAGGAACGAGGAAUUGUCGUUGAUAUAAUUUUUCAUCUGAUCUUCAUGAAGAAAAAAUCAAAGAGUCUCCCCAAUGUUUAAUACUACCAAAAUCAUUGGAGCUCGCUGAGAUAUCAGACUCGGAAGAUCAGCAUACAAAAUUAAGUAUAGCUUCGAAAUCACACGUGUCCAUUGACACGCCGCUUCAAGAGGUCAACGUUACGGAAAUCGAAGGCGAUAUCAAAAGCACAAAUAAAUCAAACAAUCUUUUAGAUAAAAAAGACUUGUCGAAAAACUUUGAAAAGGCCGUCAAAGUAGGUAAUAAAUCAGAUUUGAAACCGGAAAGGUUGGCAGAUGUAACGUCUAAGGAGAAAUUUGAAAGUGAAGAACCUAGUAAAAUUGCACAAAGCUGUGCCACGCACGAUUUGCGGAAAAAUACCAUACCAGCAUCAUUAACCCCGAAAGCAGCACCCAAGCAAAACGAAGAGCACUCUGAAAGUGAUAGCUUAUAUACUGUUAAAGUUAUAGAUACUACUGAAGCAAUACAACAGAAUAAACAAUCAAAACCCAAAUGCACUGAAAACAAAACUUUGAAAGAUGUAAGCAAUAAACUAAGCAAGCACAAAAAUAGUGAUUCAAAAUUAACACCAGUAGUUGUUAGCUCACCUAAAAGAACGCCAACGAAAGAACAAAAAGAAUCAAAAAAAUCUGCAAACACGCCACAAGAAUGCGAUAAUAUAGUCGUAAGUGUCGCUGUACCUACUUGUGCAGCUGAAACUUUGCCGAUAACGAGUAAAAACUAUGUUACAAAGGAUUCUAUCGACGGAGUUGGCAAAAACAAUAAAAUACCGUUCGAACAAGAAGUCAGUACAGUUGUCUAUAAGGAGGAAAAUGAGGUAUUCCCACUGUUGGAGCCAAAAUCGAAAACUAAUCCCGGUUCACAACCGCCCUUAGUAAUGAAUCCGGUUUGGAAAACUUUCAAUACUGUUCAGACCGCGAAAACACACCCCGACACUCAUAUUGAUAACUACCCAACCUUAGGAGCUGUCGGUAAAACUAAAAAGUUUGUUAAAAAUAAGGAGAGCUCAACGGAGAAAAGCGAAGGCGCCGGCUGUAAGAGUGGGACCAAGUGCUCUUCAAAUUUCGAAUCGUUUUCUGCGUUACAACCACUAGAAUCUUUGCCUCCAUUACCAGUUUUGGAGCCUCUAGAAAUGUCUCCAUAUACGACAAUUUUGAAAAAUAAAGAAUCUAAGCCUCUUUCAAAGGUCAAAGAUAAUUUGGCAGAGCAAUUGAGCUUGAUUAAUUUUGACAGUCCUUUGCAAGAACAUCCAAAGAGCGAUCGGAAGAUGGCACCAACAUCUACGCUCAGUGGAAUCAAUCAUCAAAAUUUAAUUUUCGCUUUAUGCGGAUCUCUGCACUAUGAAGGUGAUGAAGAUAAAUUGCCGACAGAAUGUCCCAUAACCUCUAAUCCAAGUGGUGGAGACCCAACAGUAACGGAGAAUAAGUUGCUGCACGAGAAUGAGGAACAAUACUUGAGUUUGGAACAAAGUUCUCAAGAAACUAAUACAACCAACACAGCUACGACAAAUGAAAAAUCUUCCAGCUCAGAAAAUUCUUCUGCAUCAGAAGAAAUUAUUGUAAUCGAAGAGAAAAAAAUGAGUAAAAAGCAACGGCGGAAGCGACAACAAAUGGAGAUAAAGCAGCAGCAGGAAGAAGAGUCUGUAACUCGCGACGAUGAUGAAGAGUUACGCCCAUUAAUUGGCAUGACAGAUUCUCACUUAGAAACACUUGCAGGAGUAAGAAGGGAUGUGCCCUGUUCAAUGCCAUCUAAACUAGAAAACAAGGAUGUACCAGCAAAAAUUAAAAAUAUAACUGUUUUAGAAUUAGCACAAAAUGCGACUGCUUCGCCACUAGCCAAUUCCACAACUACCACGACGGAUAGCGAAGGCCCCAUACCAGCCACCACUUCAGACGACAACAUUUUCAUUUUGCCCUUGACCCCAGCAAACACUAAUGCGCCCAUAAAACAGAAGACCAAGAGAAUCGAACAUAAAAUAAAUCUUAUGGCUGCGAUUGAUGCUGCUACCUCGUCGUCUACAUCUUCUGCUGAAGAAAGUAAUAUGGAAACGGAAAGCCGCCGAAUCGCGCCCGACCAAGAACUAUCUGUCCACGGAGUAGGUGCAUCACAAACUCAAACAGUUUCAACCAACGUCAGCUUAGUCACACCGUCAUGUGCGCCAAAGAAGAAAAGCAAGCGCCGUAAGAGAUAAGAUUUAGCUUUCUGUUUGCUGUGUGUCUUUUGUGUAAUGAUUGUAUACUAUUUAUAUAUUGUAUACUACACUGGCAAAAGAAAUAGUGAUAGAAUUUUAAUGACAGGUGCUGAUGAAAAAGUAUCAAAGAAUGGUUUAGCAAAAACAAGAUUGACUUAAUUGUACAUAUAAUUUUACGAUUUGAAUAACACAAACGCGCCAGCAUUUGUACAUACAUAUGUACAUACAUAUAAUAUGUAUGUAUGUAUGUAUGUAUGUACACAUCGUCGCCUGAAUUAAAGAUUGUCGUAUGUUGCUUUCGGCAGGUUUUGGGAAAUGCCAAUUGAAGUUUGGAAUGCAGUUCCUCAAAGAUUGUUUUCAAAGUCCCAGAGAAUGUUACUACUUCACGAAAUUUUUAAAUUAUUUUAUUUUUAUUGUUUAUUGUUAAUUAUUUUUCAAUUUAUGAAGGAUUUUCUUUAGUAAAAUUUUUUUUUGUAUGCUACAUUUGUCAACAAUUUUGCAACCACUUCGUAUGACAUGCGAACAGAAACAACAACAACAACAUGCGACGAAAUGAGAUACAUUUUGUUUACUAAUUUAACUAUACUUUUUACUCAAUUUCUCGGAAACUAAAUGAGAUAUCCAAAUAUAGGCGACGCCAUUUUAAAGAUCUUUAUUAAUUUAGCAUGACUGCAUUAUUAACUCAAUUUGUACUAAAUUAUCGAUAAAAUUUUUGUCAAUAUCACGGAAACUUAGAGAGGUAUCUAAAAACUGAUAAAACCACUUACGACAACCUUUUAUCCAGGCGACGAUAUGUAUGUAAGUGUCAGCACUACGUAUGCAUAAACAAUAAUUCUAUUGCAUGAAAGUUUAAUUACAUAACAAAUUUCAUGAAAACAUUGUCAAAACUUAUUUUAUAACUCCCCAUUUCCAAGAAUCGCAAUGAAUCAUAAACCGAGCACGAAUCAGAAGAGACAUAUUUUUACAUAAUUUUAUUUGCCUAUUGAAAAACAACAACAAACUAAAAAAGCAUCCACUUAUACCUCUAAAUUUUUUAUUAACAGAAAAUUAUAAUUUAUUAUGUUAAUACAGUCUAUAACCGCGGCCAAAAAUGGAAGAUUUAUAAAAAGUAUUUAUUAUUAGUAAAUGUCUUAUAGUUUGUGUUCAAUUAUGUAUGGAAGUUUUCUUAGUUACUCUGCAAAAGUUUUAUACCCAACAGUAGCACUAUGUAUAUUUACAAUAACGUAAUAUUUAAUUUCGGUUUUGUAUGUCUUAAAAUCAAAUGGCAAAGGGUUAUUAAAAUGAUGAAUUUUUAGGAUAUACAUACAUACAAUGUGAACGUAUAAAAGUUGUAAAUAGAUUAUCUUAUUCAUUGUAAUAUUAAACUGGCUUUAUUAAAUCAUAUAAAAUAAAGGUUUAAGUUAAUAACCAA